Molecule: messenger RNA, 1023 nt
Organism: Xylona heveae TC161
Lineage: Eukaryota; Fungi; Ascomycota; Xylonomycetes; Xylonales; Xylonaceae
Exons: 2
Coding region: 89-883 (264 amino acids)
Biological process (GO): mitotic cell cycle
Cellular component (GO): DASH complex; mitotic spindle
Source: RefSeq, a predicted model, not a curated record
UUGGCCUUCGAAUUUACAAAAAUUAUUGCAUAAUUGCACACCUUUAAUCUCUUUAAGAAGCGUUUAUAUCCUCCCUCACUUCUGAAUUAUGGAAUCACACGACGACUUUGAAAUCGAUCUCGAUCUCGACCUCGACCUCGAAGCAACUCCUAAAAUGGCAGAUCUGGACCUGUCAGAUAGAGACCACGAGGAACUUUUGGCGUCACCGUCCAAACCCGAUACACAAGCACGCGGCACAAAUACGACCACGAUCCCUCUAAGUGAUAAGGAAUCUACCAUAAGACAGAGAUCACGUCAAGCCGAACGCGAGCCUCGCUUUGAUACGGAAGAGGAGCAUGAAGCCAGCUUGCGAUCAGAACUACAGAGUGUACGAAAUAUAAAUCAUGUGAUUGAAGGUGUGGUAGACAGCUUAGAACGAGCCAAGGGGAAUAUGGAGACCGUGGCUCGAACUGUCACUUCGGCCUCAGCAUUACUCAACACUUGGGUUCGCAUCUUGUCCCAGACAGAACACAAUCAGCGAUUGAUUCUCAAUCCGUCGUGGCAUGGAGCUACUCAGGACGUCGCCGACAUGGAAAAAGAAGCGAUCCUCAAGCGCCAAGCUGCCGAGAGAAAGGAGCAAGAAGAAAGGCAAAAGCGAGAAGCGGCCAUACGUGCAGCUGAAGAAGCGGAGAGGCGUAAAGCGGAAACUGCUUCACGAGGAGCAACCCGAGGCACAAGAUCAAGAGGGCGGGUCCUCGGCCGAGGAGCGAGCAUGCGGCCUUCUGCCGUGCCCGCGCCGACCAGAGUCCCCAGCCGGACUAACACCACCGCGGCGUCGCGGGCAGGAAGCAAUAUUGGCCGAGGGAUUGGCAGCACGAGAGGCCGAGUGCGCAGUGUACGUUAAACGGCGGCGAUCUUGUGGGCGUCGACCGAUUCUUGUCUACUGCUGUCGAGAUUCGGAUUCUUCCCAUUGUUCUUUCUCGGACUUGGCGGAACAAUACUAUGACCACUUGUUCAGUCAUCAUUAUCUACACUUUGCGAAAG